UGUGUUUCCCAGUCCGCUGAGUUUUCCUGAUCCCUCGUCACAUGGUUUGAUCAUUACCGUGGAGAGCACAGGAACUUCUUUGGACUGCCAUCUGAAAUUCAAAUGGACUUGUGGAGGAGGCACGGCAGAGCGGAGUCACGGGGGACCUUCCCUUACUCGGAAGAAGUAACACAAGAGGGAAAAUAAACACAAGGAAGGUGGAGGAAGCGGCUGCGAUGUGCGUGCGACGUCUUCUGGUCAUGGAAGAAGUUUUUUGGGACACUGUUUUUUGGGAUCGCUUCUGUUGAAAUAUGUUAGGAUAUACAAAUUGGGAAAAUAAAUGAACGCUGGAGUUAUUGAUGAAAUUGUAGCCCCUCUGGCAAAGAACUGCCAUACAUUCAUCCUCAGUCUAACAGGCUUUCUACACAACUUUCCAGAUGGGUUGCAGUUGCUGUAGGAUGAUAAAAAGUUACAUCCAUGACCCCUCAAUUCCUGUAGAAGUUCCUGGUCAGAAGCGGGACCCCACCAGCAGCUAUCUGUAUCAAUCUCACAGAUUCCCAGAGGAGGUGGAUCACGUUCACAAGAAGCAGGGCUUCCACAACCUGGCAUACAGCACCCACCCCAGUCCGACCAAACUCGACAUAGACAACAACCACAUCAACCGCCUCCAUGCUAACAUUCCAGCCGAGCAGAUCCUAUCGAGCCCAGCAGAGAGUGACCCGAGUCUUUACAUCCUCCAGCCCGAGAGCGAGGGGACACCCAUAAAAGACGCCCCCACCUUACACACCAACUCACCCAUACAGAACCAGUCUUUGUUGCGAGUAGACCGAUUUCGAGACUCUGGGCUUGGCAGCAGAGGGAUAACAGACGGGACAGAGGGAUCGGAAGGAUAUCCCUAUGGACAGGAGGAUGAAGAUGGGGACAGGAAGAGCGGGCUGGCCGGUAGUCCGGACACGGCCGAUGAGGAGAGUGUGCUGUCUGUGGACAUACACACCAGCAGUACGAGCCUCUCCUCAGCAGACACAAAGCUCAUGAUAGAGGACAGAGAAAAGGAAGAAUCCUCGAUCAUGAGAGGAGAGCAAGAGAGAGGGAAAGAGAUCGAUUGUGUGAGCGUCACAGACUCAAUGGUGGCAGAGGCCCUGGCCGCUCUCGAUGCUGCAACUGCGGGAGAGGAUUCGGAGUGACAGUCAGGUGACGCACUAGUUAAUGGUGACUACAAGGGAGAUUUCCAUACUCGCUCUCUUGCUCACCCUUCAUAUUUGAAUACAGCCAAAUAGUUGUGCUCAUGACAUGAAGCUUUCCUGCAACCUGUCUGUAGUUACUUUUAUUUUGAAUAGAAAAGAAAAAAAAAAUAAUGAAGACUUGAUAAAAGGAACUGCUGGCUGUUUACACAACAAAAACUGACCACUUAUGAGACUUACUUCAGCAAAUGAAGGUCAUCUGUGUGAUUCAGAGGCAUGGACAAACUCAGUUGUCAGACCAAACAGAAAGUACUGUUGCGUGAAUUUCCUCAGUGCUGUUGUGUACACAGCAUCAAAAUGAAAUAAGCUCCGUUUUUUAUUGUCGAAUAUUAUUUCUGCUUCAUAACAUAAUGAAAGUACUUUUCUUCUGUAGUAUCUAUUUGGAGGUGGGGCCAAAUCAAUCUAAGCACUACAUAACAACUAUUUUCAUAUAUUUUCUAAACAAAAAGUGGUGAAAAACAAAUAAGCAAGUGUCCUGGUGUAGGGUUACUUCUGUGCUUAUUGUACUUUUAGAGAAUCAAGUUCAUUCAGUCUCAACAGAUCAAUAUGAUAUUUCUUGCUUGUUACACUGUCAAUGCAUAAUCAGUACCCUCAUAGAGCACAUAAAUGUACAGCAAUAAUUGUGGUGAAUCUCAUGAAAAUAUAUUUCAAACCUAAACUAAAAAAGGAAAUAAUAUUUUGCAUAAAAUGCAAGUUUAUUCUGUUUUUUUAAUGACUGUUCUUAAAUUUAGUUUG
Carassius carassius (crucian carp) is the source of this 1955-nucleotide messenger RNA. RefSeq lists its product as uncharacterized. The record is from RefSeq and is a predicted model, not a curated record. Lineage: Eukaryota; Metazoa; Chordata; Actinopteri; Cypriniformes; Cyprinidae. The coding region runs from base 417 to 1163 and encodes 248 amino acids. The transcript is spliced from 3 exons.